This is a messenger RNA of Agrilus planipennis (emerald ash borer), 2549 nucleotides long. RefSeq names its product synaptic functional regulator FMR1. Gene Ontology annotation, molecular function: protein homodimerization activity; mRNA 3'-UTR binding; translation regulator activity. The coding region runs from base 106 to 2115 and encodes 669 amino acids. The transcript is spliced from 14 exons. NCBI's taxonomy places the organism in Eukaryota, Metazoa, Arthropoda, Insecta, Coleoptera, Buprestidae. Gene Ontology annotation, cellular component: postsynaptic density; dendritic spine; neuronal ribonucleoprotein granule. Gene Ontology annotation, biological process: central nervous system development; positive regulation of translation; regulation of modification of synaptic structure. The record is from RefSeq and is a predicted model, not a curated record.
CAAACCGGAUUCAAUACAAAAACUGACAAUUUGUUUAUUUCAAUUGUUUAUUAAACAAAACAGAAGUAUGUAGAAAAGUGAAAAUUGCUAAAAGAAUUAACGUGAAUGAGGUCCCAAUUCAGGUUGUCUGAGAGCGGUAGCACGAGUAGAACUCCGACUCGUAACCAACUCAAGGCUGUUCCUUCAUCCAAGAAUCAAAUCAACAUGGAGGGCUUAGUAGUGGAAGUAUGCGGCGAAAAUGGUGCUCUUUAUAAGGGCUACAUAAUGGACAUCUUCGACGAGGAAGUGUUAAUACAUUUUGAGGAUGAAUGGCAACCAGAUUCAAAAUUUCCGUAUUCUCAAGUACGGUUUCCCCCUAAACAACACGAAAAAGUUGAGUUUGCAGAAAACCAAGAGGUUGAAGUUUACUCACGUGCCAAUAACCAAGAAGCAAAUGGAUGGUGGAAGUGUAGGAUCAAGAUGAUGAAGGGCGAUUUUUUCGUGUUGGAGUACCUGGGCUGGGACACGACGUAUACAGAAAUUGUGAGCGUCGAUCGACUUCGUCCCAAGAACACCAACCCGCCCAUUGACCGAACUAUGUUUCACAAAUUUGAAAUUGAGGUUCCUGAAGAAAGUAGAGAAUAUGCUAAGAUAGAGAAUGCUCAUAAAGAAUUCCAACGGUCGAUUGGCGCGGGCGUGGUCCGUUAUGUGCCCGAACGAGGGGUACUGGUGGUGAUAUCGAGUUCGGACACAAGUCGCAAACGAGCAUCAAUGCUUCAAGACAUGCAUUUUCGCAGCUUGUCGCAAAAGGUACUCUUGCUUAAACGAACGGAGGAAGCCGCGAGGCAGUUGGAGAGCACCAAACUUGCAAACGUCGGAGGCAAAGGUAGGCCCUCUUAUCAUCGCGUUGGUAAUUACGAGGUCGGGCGGGGGGCAGGCUCCACCAGAUAUUCGGACGAAUUCAGUGUGCGGGAGGAUUUAAUGGGCUUAGCGAUAGGGGCCCAUGGGGCGAACAUACAACAAGCACGGAAGGUCGAGGGUAUAACGAACAUCGAGUUAGAAGAGAACUCAUGUACCUUUAAAAUCUACGGAGAGAGUGAUGAGGCUGUUAAGAAAGCACGUUCAAUGUUAGAAUAUAGUGAAGAAUCUCUGCAAGUGCCACGUACUUUAGUCGGUAAAGUUAUAGGAAAAAAUGGUAGGAUUAUUCAAGAAAUAGUGGAUAAAAGCGGAGUCGUUAGGGUGAAAAUUGAAGGAGAUAACGAACCUCAGCCGACCAUUCCUCGCGAAGAAGGACAAGUGCCCUUUGUUUUUGUAGGUACCGUCGAAAACAUAUCCAAUGCCAAAGUUCUAUUAGAAUACCAUCUAGCACACCUCAAGGAAGUAGAGCAGCUUCGCCAGGAGAAAUUGGAAAUCGACCAGCAGCUACGUAGUAUACACGGCUCGACGAUGGGUUCUAUGCAGAGUUUGCCAAUGUCACGUCGAAAUGAUCGCGGCUACAACUCGGACAUGGACAGUGGCAGCAGAGGACGUGGCGGUUCGAUGAGAGGCCGUGGUGGACGUGGCCGAGGUGGCGGAGGUCCAAACAGGAACAACGAUGGCCGCUACAACGCUGGUAGUUCAAGACAAAACACUCCUGACACCGUUGAUGAACGCAUAAGGGAUUUGCCUCCGAGACAAUACGGUCCUAGGGGCGGUAGAGGUGGCGGUGGCGGUCCCAGGCGUGAUGGUAGAAGAGACGACAGACGCAGAACUACCGACGAUGAAGAAACCGUACUCGACAGUCAAGAUGUCUCCAGUGUAGACAGAGAGUCAGUGUCCAGUGUGGAAGCUAUAGGUUGGUCGGGCAGCAGAUACCAGAAGAAGCGCAAGCGGAGGGCUAGGCAGCGCAGUCGCACCCCGGCCAACAGCAAUGCCAACGAAGAAGCCGGUGGCACCGGUGACCAGAACGUGACCGAGAACCCCGAAGUUCGUUCGACAGAAGGAGGCACCAUCGUACAGAAAGAAGAACUUCCCAGGAACGGUGGUGGUGGCGGCCGUGCCAACAAGCCACCCCCAUCGCGAAGAGUCGACUCGAACAAAGGUGCCGCUCCAAACGCCGCUACCAAUAACGCUCUCGUCAACGGAACAUCCGCAUAAAUACCAAGUCUGAAGAAGUGUUAUUGUGAUUUCGAGGACAUGCACGAAAAUAUGGUUGUUAAUUAUUGUUGCGUUGUGUGUGUAUUGAUGAUGACACUUGCCUGGAUAGUAGUCUACGCCCUUCAUGUACACGAGCUGGAUGACCGAAUGACCGUUGGGUUCUGUGAACCGAGAAAGUUCACUUAUUAAGUGAUAUUUUUAGUGCGAAGCUUACUACAUUACUACUACUACUAUUAGCCCCGGUGGAGUAGGAAUUGGCUAGGGAAAAGGUACCUACAAAAGAUGGACUCCCAAUAGUACGUAUAAGACAUUUUUUGCUUUAAAUUCGAAAUUGUUUUUGUUUUUUAUUUUAAAUAUUUCGCAUAUUAGUUGAUAGUAUAAUUGAUAUGAUAAUAAUAAUUUGGAAAGAACCCCCGUUUAGAAAUCGUACCNUU